AUGAUGUCUGUUUAUUGGUAUUAUAAUCUAGUUUGUCUACCAUUUUUGAUUUUAAUUUUGGCGCCAAUUGGAUGUGGAAAGAAGAAAAAAAGCGGAACAUCGGAAGGUGGAGGUGGAAGUUUAGCAGAGAAGAAACCAGGUAUUUGUUAUUUCUUUACAUGAAUAUAUUUGAAUAAGUUUUUUUUCAGCAGCUGCACCUGUGCUACCAGCUCAAGCAGCCACAGUUCCAGCCGCUGUAGAAGCUAAAGAGGAGAAGAAAUCGGAGAAAAAACCAGUUGAAGAGCCGAAAAAAGAAGAAGAAAAAAAGAAGGAAGAGCCGAAAAACGAGGAGCAAAAAAGAAGGAAGAACCGAAAAAGGAGGAUGAAAAGAAAAAAGAGGAACCAAAAAAGGAAGAGGCUAAAAAACAAGAAGCAGCACCGGCUGCUCCAGUUGCAAUGCCUGGAAUUGUACCAGAAGAGCCAGCACCGAAAAAAGGAUCUGGAGUUGUGGAAAAUCCGAUUGUUAGUAUUCAAUCGGAAGCUGGAACUGUGAAACCGGAAGAGAAAAAGGAAGAAAAGAAAGAUGAAAAGAAAGACGAAAAGAAAAAAGAAGGAUCGAAGAAGAAGGAUGGAUCGAAGAAAGACGAGAAAAAGAAGGAGACAUCGAAAAAUGAGGAAAAGAAAGAAGAGAAAAAGAAGGACGCUUCCAAGAAUGAAGAGAAAAAAGAGGAAAAAAAUAAAGAUGCAUCAAAGAAUGAGGAAAAGAAAGAAGAGAAAAAAGAAGUGAAGAAGGAAGAUGAAAAGAAAGAAGAAAAUAAAGAGGAAAAAAAGGACGAGGAGAAAAAAGAUGAGGAAAAGAAGGAUGAGAAAGAGGACGAGAAAAAAGAAUGA
This is a messenger RNA of Caenorhabditis angaria, 870 nucleotides long. NCBI's taxonomy places the organism in Eukaryota, Metazoa, Nematoda, Chromadorea, Rhabditida, Rhabditidae. The record is from the annotation of a GenBank genome assembly.